Molecule: messenger RNA, 1485 nt
Organism: Chrysemys picta bellii (western painted turtle)
Lineage: Eukaryota; Metazoa; Chordata; Testudines; Emydidae
Source: RefSeq, a predicted model, not a curated record
CUGGUGGCCUUGACAUUGACUGGUGAUAUUUUAUAUUUUGUGCUUAUGAAUUUUAUUAGCUAGUAUCCACUAAGUUGUUCAUUUUUAUGUUUUAUUUCUCAACAAAAAUUGUGUGUGUAUUAAAAAAAAAUCAGGCCUUAUCAUGAAACUGCAGCAAAGGAUGAAGUGAGGUUACAAAUAAGAAGCUGGAGAAGAAAGAGAGAAUGCACAUGGAGAAUCCUGAAUGGUUAAAUUUUCAUUAAACACGGAAGCUUUUUUUCCCCCCUCGUUAAUAAAUAUACACAAUGUCUUCUGGAAACGUCCAGGAAUCCCGGACAUUAAUUAAACCAUCAUUCAGUGAAAAAGAAGCCACUGAAUUAGUUGAAAGGGUGUUUGGAUUAAAAGUAUCUGCGAUCAGAUCACUCCCCAGCUAUGAUGAUCAGAAUUUUCACGUUCACAUUUCAAGAAGUGAGGGAACAGCAGACAGUGCUGACGAGUAUGUUCUCAAAAUCACCAACUGUGAAGAUAGCCAGAAUCCUGAACUCAUUGAAGUGCAGACCCAGAUCAUGAUGUUUUUGAAUGUUGAAGGGUUUCCUUCAGCUACGCCCCAUCUUACUAAAGAUGGUAACAUAAUGUCUCUAGAAUCAUUAGGUACUGGCUCUAUGACAAAAAAGUACAUGGUGAGACUGCUGACCUACCUCCCAGGCAUGACCAUGGCAACAAUCUCUACAAAUCCUCACAUUUUAUAUGAGAUUGGGAAACUAGCUGCCAGACUGGAUAAAACUCUCACAGAGAAAUUCCAUCAUCCAUCAAUAAAAAGUCUGCAUCGAGGGAAGUUCAUUUGGAACUUGGCAAAUGUUCCUCUUCUAGAACAGUAUAUUCAUGCCCUGGGCCAGAACAGUUAUCGUGAAGUUGUGGAACAAGUUAUUCAGCAGUUCAAAGAUAAAAUAGUACCCAAGCUAAGCAAUUUUCGGGCCUGUAUCAAUCAUGGGGACCUCAAUGACCACAAUAUCUUAUUAGAUUCCAACACUGCGUCACCAGAGAAUCCACAAUAUAGAGUGUCCGGUAUUUUGGACUUUAGUGACAUGAGCUAUGGUUAUUAUGUAUUUGAAUUAGCAAUAACUAUCAUGUACAUGAUGAUUGAGAGCAAGGAUCCUCUCAGUGUGGGAGGGCAUGUUCUUGCAGGGUUUGAAAGCAUUGUACCAUUGACAACAGAGGAGAGAGAUGCCCUGUUUCUCUUGGUGAGUGGUAGAUUUUCUCAGUCACUUGUAAUAGCCUCAUACACUUCCCUCCUGUAUCCUGAGAACAAAGAAUACCUAAUGAUCACAGCAAAAACUGGAUGGAAACAUUUAUUAAGAAUGUUUGACGUGGGCCAAGAAGCUGUAGAGAAGAUUUGGUUUGAGACUGCAAAAGCAUAUAUGAACAAUGAACCUGUGUAGCUUUCAUACCUUUAUUACAGACAGAAAUGUUCAUAUACUUACAAGUAAAGAUGCACCUAACAAUUUA